Molecule: messenger RNA, 317 nt
Organism: Linum tenue
Lineage: Eukaryota; Viridiplantae; Streptophyta; Magnoliopsida; Malpighiales; Linaceae
Source: the annotation of a GenBank genome assembly
CUCGCCUUCUUUCUCUUGUUUCAAUCGCCAGCGGAACCGUUUCGGACCCUUGAGGUUACCACGGCUUCGCUCUGUUGAAGAUGGUUGGGAAUGCCAGCACCGAAGGAGUGUUCAUUGCGUGCGACAUACUAAUGGCACAACUCAUCAUCCACAUGAAUGAUUUAAAGGCACCAUCCGAGAAGUUCAUUGUCCGUGUUUUGGACGAGAAGCAUCUCUUUGUGCUACCCGAUGCUGCUGGUAUGAUAAGAAAAGCCAUUUCCAAGUCCAGAAAACAGAAUUCGUUUCAGAGGCCUUCUUAAAUUCCUUUCAACUUCGAU